Epinephelus fuscoguttatus (brown-marbled grouper) is the source of this 5560-nucleotide messenger RNA. RefSeq names its product brevican core protein-like. The record is from RefSeq and is a predicted model, not a curated record. Lineage: Eukaryota; Metazoa; Chordata; Actinopteri; Perciformes; Serranidae. The transcript has 14 exons. Bases 190 to 4860 code for a protein of 1556 amino acids. Gene Ontology annotation, biological process: cell adhesion. Gene Ontology annotation, molecular function: hyaluronic acid binding.
CUUUCACUCAACUCCCUCCUUUUUUCUCUCGGAGUCGGUCGGACAGCAGCUCCAACUCCUCUCAUACCUGCGCAGAGCAUCCAGAGCCGCUUUCCUCCCAACAGGACAGUCGCACUGCAGCAAGCUGAGCGGAGCUGACGGAAAAUACUUUUUACAGCCGACAAGUCAGUCCAUCCUGCAUCAGCUGAAAUGCUGCUGAGAAGAAGCCGACAUGUCCAAAUACUUCCACUUCUCAUGGCAGUCUGCCGCCUCACUCUGGCCUUUCCCACGCAAACUCCGUCUGCACUCGAUGAUGUCCGACAGCUCCAGGUGAACAUCCCUUACUCAGGUCCGGUUUCGGCCCCGCUGGGCAGCUCCAUCUCCAUCCCCUGCUUGGUGUCUCUGUCCUCCUCCUCCUCUGUUGUACCACGGGUCAAGUGGACGGUGGUGUCCGGUGGAGUGGAGACACAGAUCUUGGUGGCACGGGGUCAAAGAAUAAAGGUCAAUGAGGCGUACCGAGACCGUGCCGCCUGGCUCAACUAUACCUCCUCCCCUGAAGAUCUGUCACUGUGGUUGGGAGAUUUACGUUCAAGUGACUCUGGUCACUAUCGCUGCGAGGUGCAGCAGGGCCUGGAGGACGCCAGCGACCUUGUGCAACUCAAGGUCAAAGGUGUUGUAUUCCAUUAUAGAGAUGCUCUGGGGCGCUAUGCGUUUUCCUUCCAUCAGGCCCAGAGGGCUUGUGAGGCCAUCGGGGCUCAAAUCGCGACUCCUGACCAACUGCUGGCAGCUUAUUAUGAUGGCUAUGAGCAGUGUGAUGCAGGCUGGCUGGCAGACCAGUCUGUCAGGUACCCAAUCCAGGUGCCCCGUGAAGGUUGUUAUGGAGACAUGGAUGGCCAACCAGGCGUGAGAAACUAUGGGACAAUGGAUGCAGAUGAUCUAUUUGAUGUUUACUGUUACGUGGAGGAAAUUUAUGGGGAGGUAUUUCAUGACUCCAUCCCACAGCAGUUGUCAUUUGACGAAGCGCAGUCUUACUGCAGAGCAGCAGGGGCAGAGCUGGCUACAACAGCACAGCUUUACUUGGCAUGGAGUGAAGGUCUGGACCGUUGCAGCCCUGGCUGGCUGUCUGAUGGCAGUGUGCGCUAUCCCAUUGUAGCCCCUAGAGAGCGCUGCGGAGGGCCUCAGCCAGGUGUCAAAACACUCUAUCGCUUCAGCAACCAAACUGGCUUCCCAGAGCCAUCCAGCCUUCAUGACGUGUAUUGUUUCAAAGAUAAUAGAAAUACUCCCACUGACUCUCCCAUGGACUACAUGGCCACAGAGCCUGAAAACAUUGGACAAGAUGUUGUUAUUCUUAUGGAAACAGAUCAAGAGCUGCAACUGAACCAACAUGCAGAACAGGUGGAGCUCAAAGCUCAAAGGUUGCUCGAAUCGUUUCCCCUUGUCUCAAGCUCUUCUACUGAGGAAAACCUGGCUGGCAUGCACUCAACAGUGGUAUCAGGCACAACAGAGUCUCCUUUCAACACCACAGCUACAUUGAAUCUCCUCCAAGCAUUGAAUGAAACUUCAUCUCCUCCAGAAAUCAGCUCCCAGCAACCUACAGCACCGAUGAACAGCACUAUCAGCACCACAGAAACCUAUGAUUCCACACAAAGCACACCAUUACUGCCCAGUGUUUACAAUGAGACAGAUUCCCACCACAACCUAAACUUCACCUUUCACCAGUCUGAGCCUCAAAGCACCACAGAGUUUCCCAAAACAUCAUGUGCAACUCACACACACAACCAGACAGUUCCAGACACACAUCCUAAAGAGAGCACAUCUGAGACACCAAAGGAUUCCCAAGAAAUACAAGAGACAAACUUGAAUUUUGACAGAUCUUUGGCCAAUUACAGUGAGACAGACAGUAAUCAUACUGAAGAGGAGAGGUUCUGGGAGGUGACCUCUAUGACCCUUGACCCCGUGGUUCAGGUGAAGCUGGAGGAGGACGCAGCAGAAGGUCCUGUGCAGGUGUUUCUCUCAACUCAGGCCUCAACAGAAGAAGUUCUUACACAGCCAGCUCAAACUACAAAAUCUUCCAUUAUGGAACUGACCUCAGUGUGGGCCCCUCUGGAUGGGUCUGGAGAUAUUUCUCCAGAGAGUGACCUGGAUGUUGAAGCAGUGAGCUUCAUCUCCACAUCAAAGUCCUCCACUUCUGGUUUCACCACUCACCCAUCACCGUCUGCUUCGACUAGCUGUGCUCCUGCUGAGCCUCAGACUGCACUCCCUGAUCCAACCAUCUCAUCUGGGUCACGUCAUUCUGACAAACUGGACUUGGAUAUCCUCUCCACAGCAUCACAGGUGUGGGAGUCCUCCAUUUCUAGACAGGAAGGAAGUACAAGCUUAGAAACUGAAGAAACUGUCACUCUGGAAAGUGAAGAAAAACAGCUGCACCCGACAAAGUUUGAUGACAACCUUGUCUCUGGAAUAAGUCUAGCUACCACUGAGUCUCCAGAAGAGUCAAACACCUCUCAGUUGCCUACUGAUUCCUCCACAGCACGGUAUCAAACAUCUGAUUACAGAGUGUAUUUGGAUACUAUGACCACUGACUAUGAAGAGGCAAGUGGACAUGAACUUGCUACAGUUAUGGCAAACCUUGGAGAAGAUGUUAAAGUUGCUCCAACUAUUGAAGAGGAAGUUACAGUUACCCCAACCCUUGAAGAAGGAAUUGAAGUUUCCCCAACUCUUGAAGAGAGAACACAAGUUUCUUUCUCAUUGGAACAAGCUAACACUACCCCAACCCUUGACCAAGAUGCUAGCAUUGCCCCAACCCUUGACAAAGAAGCUAGCAUUGCCCCAACCCUUGAAGAAGAAGCUAGCGCUGCCCCAACCCUUGAAGAAGAAGAAGCUAGCGCUGCCCCAACCCUUGAAGAAGAAGCUAGCAUUGCCCCAACCCUUGAGGAAGAAGCAAGCAUUGCCCCAACUCUUGCCCUUGAAGAAGAAACUAAUAUUGCCCCAGUUCUUGAAAAAGAAGUUAAUGGCGUCCCAACUCUUUACGAAGAAGCUAGCCUUUCCCCAACAUUUGACAAAGAAGCUAGCAUUGCCCCAACCCUUGACCAAGAUGCUAGCAUUGCCCCAACCCUUGACAAAGAAGCCAGCAUUGCCCCAACCCUUGACCAAGAUGCUAGCAUUGCCCCAACCCUUGACAAAGAAGCUAGCAUUGCCCCAACCCUUGACCAAGAUGCUAGCAUUGCCCCAACCCUUGACAAAGAAGCUAGCAUUGCCCCAACCCUUGACCAAGAUGCUAGCAUUGCCCCAACCCUUGACCAAGAUGCUAGCAUUGCCCCAACCCUUGACAAAGAAGCUAGCGUUGCCCCAACCCUUGAAGAAGAAGCUAGCGUUGCCCUAACCCUUGAUGAAGGAGCUAGCAUUGCCCCAACCCUUGACAAAGAAGCUAGCAUUGCCCCAACCCUUGAAGAAGGAGCUAGCAUUGCCCCAACCCUUGAUGAAGGAGCUAGCAUUGCCCCAACCCUUGCCCUUGAGGAGGAAGCUAACGUUGCCCCAGUUCUUGAAAAAGAAGUUGAUGUUGUCCCAACACUUGAAGAGGAAGUUAGCAUUGCCCCAACCAUUGAAGAAGAAGCUAGUGUUGGCCCAGCUAUUGAAGAAGAAGAAGCUAAUAUUGUCCCAACCUUUGAGGAGGACUCUACUGUCUUUCCUCUUGAUUUACAAACAUCAAACUGGGUUCCACUGACCACCACAAUUGGACCCCAAGAGUCUCUGAAUGAUCUAGAGUACAGCAGAAAAACCUCAUCCAUCACCUCCACAGCAGCUCCAGAUUCCCCCUCAAGUACAAAACCCACUGCUGCAACUGCAAAGACGACGACUACCACCAUUACGACCACCACACAUUGGUCCAAGCGCACCUGGAGCCCAGUAACCUCCGCACCGAAUGUUUUCCACAAGACCGCUGAGCCCAAGAAGGUGACAGCCUUCAUACCACCAGUGGAUCAAGGUCUGGUGGAUGUUGAGUUUAGUCUCACCCAGCCGCCCACCCUGCUUAUCUUGCCCAAUGAGAGGGCAGCUGUAGGCGGUACAGGGAAAGUUUCAGAUGCCUGUAUGGACGACCCCUGUCUCAAUGGAGGCACCUGCACUGACCGAGACGGGCGGAUCCAGUGUCUCUGCUUGCCAACAUAUGGAGGGGACUUCUGUCAGACCGACCUGGAGCGAUGUGAACCAGGCUGGGAUAAAUUCCAAGGUUUCUGCUACCGACACUUCAGCCAGCGUCUGAGCUGGGAGGUCGCAGAGCAGCACUGUCGCAUGAUGGGAGCUCAUCUGGUGUCCAUCUUAACCCCUGAGGAGCAGAAUUACAUCAACAACAACUACAAAGAAUACCAGUGGACUGGUUUGAAUGAUAAGACCAUUGAGGAUGAUUUCCGCUGGUCUGAUGGCAACCCACUGCUGUAUGAGAACUGGUACAGAGGGCAGCCAGACAGCUACUUCCUGUCUGGUGAAGACUGUGUGGUGAUGGUUUGGCACGAUGACGGACGCUGGAGUGACGUGCCCUGCAACUAUCACCUUGCAUACACCUGCAAGAAAGGCACCUCCUCAUGUGGUCCACCACCCAAGGUUAGAAACGCCUCAAUCUUCGGAAAAGGUCGACAGAGAUAUGCAAUCAACGCAGUCGUGCGUUAUCACUGCGCAGAGGGUUUCCAACAGAGACUAAAUCCUCUGAUCAGGUGUCUGUCUGGAGGCAGGUGGGAGAGGCCCCAGGUCGUGUGCAUCCCUGAGGCCGGAGGUCCAACCCAACAGCCUGAAGUGACAUCACAGAUCAGCGGCAACUCUGCAGCUGGUGAAGACGAGUUUGAAGCCACUAAAAAGACACUGCAGUACUGGGACAUUAGGUUUUAAAAGUCGACCACGCUUUCCUUGUCUUCCUUUCUUAAAUUCUGCUGUUGGAACACGACAAGGUGCCAAGAAUCAAAUGCUUUUUACCAAUGAAUGCACAAACAGGACAAAAUGAACCACAGACGCAUAAAGACACAAAGUGAAGCUUCCUCUUAGUCGAGAAGCCCAAGUGCACAGACAGGUUCUGUUUUCUUUAAAUGGAGUUAAACAUUACUACUUUUUGAUGUCCUUAAGAAUAUUUUCUACUGUGUUUUGAUUUAAUAUAGUGACAAGCAGAACUAAAAAGAGUUUAAAGUACAAAGAAAGAAAGAGGAAGUACAGUAAAUGUGUCAACUCCAAAUUACUGUCAGCUCCAAAUCUACGUUACAAUCAGAACUGUUCUCCUUGUGGUUUUUGUCAUAUCAGGAACCUCUUUAUAAAAUGGUGCUAAUGUCUUUUAAACCUUUGCCUCCAACAGAGAUUUUUGUUUCCCUCUCAGCUUUCUCAAAGAAUCUAACGACUCCAAAGCACAAACUCAAUCUUAAUAAAUAGUCAAUAAGUACUGUACAUAUAUUCAUUUUCACACCUGUGAUUACUGCUGUCCGCAUUCUUCUGAAAGAUACCUUUUAUUUCCAGCAGACGCAGUUUUGUUCGUCAGCUUUAUGUUGUAAUAAAGUCUUGUAGAACAGAGCAAAGAAUAAAUCGUUCUCUUAUUUUACCCUUA